Messenger RNA from Choloepus didactylus (southern two-toed sloth), 603 nucleotides. It is a transcript of the gene SRY, whose product is annotated as sex determining region Y. The record is from RefSeq and is a predicted model, not a curated record. Gene Ontology annotation, biological process: anatomical structure morphogenesis; positive regulation of transcription by RNA polymerase II; cell differentiation. NCBI's taxonomy places the organism in Eukaryota, Metazoa, Chordata, Mammalia, Pilosa, Megalonychidae. The coding region runs from base 1 to 603 and encodes 200 amino acids. The transcript is spliced from 2 exons. Gene Ontology annotation, molecular function: DNA-binding transcription factor activity, RNA polymerase II-specific; RNA polymerase II cis-regulatory region sequence-specific DNA binding.
AUGUUUAGAGUAUUGAAGGGCGACCACAGUCCAGCGGCACAACAACAAAAUUUGCUCACCUUCGGGGAAAGCUUUUCACUACCCGGGAACGACAAUUCUGCCUCAGAUUAUCAGUAUGGUAGAGAGAGCAGCCGAGACCGCGUCAAGCGACCCAUGAAUGCCUUCAUGGUGUGGUCUCGCGACCAGAGGCGCAAGAUUGCUCUAGAGAAUCCCCAGAUGCACAACUCUGAGAUCAGCAAACGACUGGGAUACCAGUGGAAAAUGCUUACAGAUGGCGAAAAACGGCCAUUCUUCGAGGAGGCCCAGAGACUGCAGGCCAGGCACAGAGCGAAAUACCCAGACUAUAAGUACCGACCUCGUCCUAAGGGUACGAUUCCCACAGGCUCGGUUUCAACAGUGAGUAACCAGGUGCAUGUGGCCCACAAGUUAUACACCUACAGCUGUGCCAAGGCCACACAUUUACGAAUGGAGGACCAGCUAAGCUGCUUGCAGCCCAUUAACACAGCCCGCUUGCUGCUGCAACAGGAGAGCUACAGCAACCCGUCAAGCCUGCAUGGCCAUCAGGUAACAUUACAGUUCAUUAUGACUUUCAUUGGCCGCUGA